UUUUUGACAUUUCCGAGUUUCCUAGGUCCGACUUGUAGUUGAACGCGGCUCAAGUGGGGUUCGGCGAUUUCUAUUGGAGAAGCAAAUCUCUGCCUAUCUUCAUACUGUACUGUCUUUGACGUAAUUUGUAUCAGUUUGGAUAUGCGGAAAGUUGGAACUUCGAGUUUCAUUUGGUCAAGAGCGGUUGACUUGAAAUUGACCCACAAAAGUAGCUAUCAAGAUUCGAUAAGAAGUAGACACAUAUGAAGAGCGGUCUGUGGGGACUGACAAUAGUGGAAGCGAAUGAAAACAUGUAACGUUAGCUAGCUAUAUAUGUCUUAAUGUCUUCUAUCGAAUUAAUACAAUUUACAGCGAUACGCUAGGUAACGUUAGCCUGAUGUUGCUAGCUUGAAGUUGAAGAAGUGGAGACGAACGCUUAGCACUAUAUAUAUAUUUUUUUAAGUUAUAUUUUAGAAAAGUUAAUAUUACUCCACUGGAAAGUUUUGCUUAUGAGGACUCCGAUUCGGCGUCGCGUGGAGCAGUGAGGACCGAACCACCACAGUGAUGUCAGCUGAUGCGCUCAACCCUACCUCUCCCAACCCCUCAGUGAUGUCAGCUGAUGCACUCAACCCUACCUCUCCCAACCCCUCAGUGAUGUCAACUGAUGCGCUCAACCCUACAUCUCCCAACCCCUCUGUCUCGUCCAUCUCUCUGGUUGAGAUCAAGGCAGACACUCGUCUGGUGCUGAAAGCUUUCCUCCGCAGCGCACUCUCUAAUCCUUCAACCGAGCGGCUUGGGACGGUGGGGGGAAGCUACAAAGACCACAACAAGUACAGUGCAAAGGAGUCUAGGAAGCGGCCGGACAAUGGCUGGGACUCUCUGGAUGAAGCAAUCAGCUCAGUGGAGGAGAAGAAACACGGCUUGAAGGACCUCAUUAAGAGACGACUGCAGCCACGGCCCUCCACCCUGCCCCUCCGUCGCUCAGCUAAAGACAGCGGUGCAGAACAGACACAAAAUGGUGGCUCCUUGGAGAAGGACGGAAGACCAAACCGAACCAACCCAGGCCUGCCAGGCUUCUUCAGAGACCAACUCGAGGAAGAUGUUAGGUUCCCCUCUAUGUCAGAUGAAGAAGGGAACGAUCCGAAACAGCAGAAAAAGGCAAAGAAGUUGAAGAGCCAGAUCUCCUCUUUCUUCAGCAUAAAAAAGAAGCCAGAAAAGGAUAAAGACAAGGAUGAGACGCGUCUUCAGAGGCCAUCCACACUGACCAUCAGCGUAGGGCCAGUACCCGUGGCGCCAGUCAUCUCUCCCACACACCCUCCUGAGUUCUAUGAGGAGGUGGCUGAGACUCUGGACAGGAUUGCUCAGCGGUCCCACAGUAUGAAGAGACCCCAAAGGCCCAGCCCACGACCCAGCCCUGCUACCACCCCGGUCAAACCUCCCCCUGAACCUGACAAAGAAGAAAUGGUGCGCCAGCUGGUCCAGGUACUGUCUAUGGAAGGGGAUGCCAUCAACUACAAGAUCCAGUCGGACCCCUUCCUGCGCUCCACGCUGAACCGUCUCUCAUACCCGUCCUUCGCUAAGCUCCUGGACACCUUCGCCAGCCAGGAACAGGCCACGCCCUCACCUCUGCCGCCUCCUGCCAGCAGCCCCACGCUGAGACGAGUGGCCGUCACCAUGGAGGUGUCGCGGCGUGUCGUCACAGCGACAGGGAUGCAGCGCAUGCAGGGCUACGCAGAACGCUAUAUGGAGAACUUUGCCCCCUGGGUGAAGAGCCAUGGAGGAUGGGAAAGUAUUGUCCAGUUGGAAGAGAUUUUGGAGUGCGACUGACAACCCUCCACCAUCAAGGCAGCUCGGAAAUCCUCACUACUUCCUUUUAACGGUGAACUCUAAUCUAUGACUAAGGCCUGGAGUUGUUUCCUAUCAGGUCGGGUACAACGCAAGGCCCUUCCAGACCUCAGUUUCUCCUGUGUUGAGAGACUGAGAAGGAGUUCGCUUUUAUAACGUGAAUUAUGUCACUUGUAUUUGUCUGAGAAUCAUGUGUACUUGUACAAUUCUUUCUUUUUUUAUCAACAUUUUUCUAUAAAUGUGUUUUACAGAAA
Messenger RNA from Oncorhynchus nerka (sockeye salmon), 2078 nucleotides. RefSeq names its product BCL2 like 12 (gene bcl2l12). Lineage: Eukaryota; Metazoa; Chordata; Actinopteri; Salmoniformes; Salmonidae. The coding region runs from base 544 to 1806 and encodes 420 amino acids. Gene Ontology annotation, biological process: regulation of extrinsic apoptotic signaling pathway. The transcript has 8 exons. The record is from RefSeq and is a predicted model, not a curated record.